AUGUUAUUCCUCGCUCUGCUCAGCACUCUCGCGAUCGCGAUCGCGUCCGCUCUUGCAGUACCGACCGUCGAUCUCCUAAUCGACCACACUUUCCCCAACACCGGUCCCCUAUCCCCGCACCAAACACUCUCCUCCGUCUCAGCGCACAAAGGCCGUCCCUUCCAUUUCGGCUCAUCGCUCAACAUCACCAUCCCGCAUCCAGGCUGGCCGGAGAAAGUCUUCAGCGACUUCUUCAAUCAUGUCGUUGCGGAGAACGGGUGUAAAUGGGGUGAGGUUGAGAGGGUGAGAGGGGUGAGUGAUUUGAGGGAGUGUAGGGAGGUCGGAGAGUUUGCGAGGGAGGUCGGAGGGUCGUUUAGGGGGCAUAAUACGUUUUGGCAUACGCAUUUGCCCAGCUGGCUCCCUGGCAACUUCAGCGCCCAUACCCUCGUCAACAACAUCAUCCCCACACAUGUCCGCGCAGAGAUCAGCGGUAUGGGUCCAUCGGUCACAUCAUGGGACGUGGUGAACGAAGUCGUCGGCGAUACCGUUACGAGUGGUAUGACGCCGCUCGAGUGCGUACAGAACAAAGACGUCUGGCCUACCGUCGUGUCCGAUGGAUCCAGUGUUCCGCUCGUGAGGGAUCUGUCGUUUCUGUAUGCAGCGUUCGGCGCUGCUUUUGAUGCGGCGGGUCCAUCAACUCGUCUCUCAAUGAACGACUACAAUACAGGCGCCGACGACGCAAAGACGGCGUGCAACAUCGCUCUCCUCAAAGACAUCCAGAAGAACACCAACAUACCCUCCAACCGCCUCGCUCUAGGCUUCCAGUCCCACAUCAACGAAACGACCUUCGUGAGCAAGGCUCAACUUGCAAAGACGUUUGCGGGACUUGCGGAGCUUGGCGUUGAAGCGAUGAUCACGGAGAUCGAUAUUACGCUCAACUCGAGUGCUGAAGAGGACUUGAGAUUUCAGGCGGCGAUAUGGGGCGACUACAUAGACGUUUGCCUCUUCGCAACCAACUGCCACGAGUUCAUCAACUGGGACUCUCGCGACGACGAGUCGUGGCUCGGAGGACAAGCCAUCGCUACUCUGUUCGAUAAGAAUGGCGAUCCGAAGCCGGCGGCGUAUGAAGUUGCCGCGCGGUUGAUGCAUUUUGCGAGGGGUGGGGAGGAGGUGUGUGCGACGGCGCGGGGCGUUGAGAGGUGCAGAGUUGGGUGA
Peniophora sp. CBMAI 1063 is the source of this 1194-nucleotide messenger RNA. Lineage: Eukaryota; Fungi; Basidiomycota; Agaricomycetes; Russulales; Peniophoraceae. The record is from the annotation of a GenBank genome assembly.